CGCUAGCAAUACGUAUCUAGCAUGGAUUUGGAUGAGAAGCCCAAGGAUGUGCAGGAGCAGGCUGAAACGAUCCCCCAUCUACCAGCAGGCGACGCGCUCGCGGAGGCAGCGGCCUCGGAACAUGCACUCAGCUCAUGGAGUGCUAUACGGCUCUACUGGCGCGCGUUUCUUUGGUGUGUGUUCAUGUGUGUAGGCGCGAUGCUGGUUGGAUACGACCUUCAAGUCACCGGUGGACUCUUGAGCGUGCCUGCUUUCCGACGUGACUUUGGAUUUGAGAGUCGUGGCCAGUAUAUCAUAUCCGCGUCAUGGCAGAGCGCUUUCAACGCUACGAGCGCGAUUGGAAGUAUGUUUGGUGGGCUGUCCGUCGGUUUCGUGAUUGAGCGGUUUGGCACUCGCAAGACAAUCUUGCUCUGCAAUGUGAUCUCAAUAGGAGCCAUUCUCAUCCAGUUCUUUACACCUGCUCAUAACAACGGGAUGCUCGUCGCUGGAAAGCUAGUAAACGGACUCUCUUUGGGGAUGUACAUAUCCGUCGCUAGCACGUACUGUGCUGAAUUGGCACCCAUGGCUUUGCGAGGGUUCACAACGGCAAGCGUGAAUCUCUGGUUUGCACUUGGCCAAUUGUUGUCUAAUGCUUCUAUACGUGGAUCAGGAGCACGUCUAGACAAGUACGCGUACCGGAUUCCAUUCGCGACUCAAUGGAUCUUUCCUGUCAUCCUUCUCGCCGGACUACCUUUUGCACCCGAAUCACCUUGGUGGCUAGUGCGUCAGAAUAGACUCGAAGAGGCCCGCAGGAUCAUCGAGCACGUCGGUGGCGGACAUGCGAACUCCCAGCUGUUGCUUCGUCAAAUCCAGGAGACCAUCGAGCUCGAGGAUUAUUAUUCAAGUACUUCGAAGUUUGCAGAUAUGUUUAAAGGUCCUAAUCUGCGCCGAACGAUCAUCGCUGCGAUGGUAUUUGCAGUGCAGCAUGGCUCGGGCAUAAAUUUUGUCGUGGCCUUCAGUUCUUAUUUCUUCGAGCUCGCCGGCUUCUCUGAUAACAAGUCGCAUGAUUUUGGCCUUGCAGUCUCCUCCGUAGGCAUCCUCGGGAAUCUCUGCACGUUCUAUACCCUGAACCGAUUCGGGCGGCGUACGUUGUUUAACGCGAGCCUAUGGUCGUGCACCAUCGUGCUCAUGAUCAUAGGCUUCCUGUCGAUAUCAACCAAUGAAUCGACCAGGCUCGUUAUCGUUUCAUUCAUCAUCGUCUACAUGUUCUGUUAUCAAUGUGGAAUUGGACCUGUGGCAUACGUGAUUUAUGCUGAGGUACCCUCCGCCAGGCUGCGGUCUAAAACAGUCGGCCUUGGUGUGGUCACGAACCAGGUCUUCACGCUGGUGUUCAACAUUGUCGUCCCAUAUCUAGUCAACCCCGACGAAGCUAAUCUCGGUGGCUACGUUGGCUUCGUCUUUGGUGGCCUGACCAUUAUUGCGUGUGUGUGGGUUUGGUUCGCCAUACCGGAGACGAAAGGACGCACAGUUGAUGAAAUUGACAUAAUGUUCGAAGAGAAGAUUCCCGCUCGCAAGUUUGCGUCGCAUCGAAUACUUGCUUCCUGCCGUGAGUGA
This is a messenger RNA of Coniophora puteana RWD-64-598 SS2, 1593 nucleotides long. RefSeq names its product general substrate transporter. The transcript has 13 exons. Gene Ontology annotation, cellular component: membrane. NCBI's taxonomy places the organism in Eukaryota, Fungi, Basidiomycota, Agaricomycetes, Boletales, Coniophoraceae. Gene Ontology annotation, molecular function: carbohydrate:proton symporter activity. The coding region runs from base 22 to 1593 and encodes 523 amino acids. Gene Ontology annotation, biological process: transmembrane transport; carbohydrate transport. The record is from RefSeq and is a predicted model, not a curated record.